Messenger RNA from Aspergillus novofumigatus IBT 16806, 396 nucleotides. RefSeq lists its product as uncharacterized. The record is from RefSeq and is a predicted model, not a curated record. The transcript is spliced from 3 exons. The coding region runs from base 1 to 396 and encodes 131 amino acids. Lineage: Eukaryota; Fungi; Ascomycota; Eurotiomycetes; Eurotiales; Aspergillaceae.
AUGCCAGCUUUUGAUGCGGCCAGCAAUCUAAUGAAAGCCUCUUGGUUGCUGCUGCUUAUCGCGACGCGAGGGACAGCCGUGGGUCCUGCCAUGCGUGAGAUCGAACGCGUCAUCGGCACUCCAAGCAUGCGUGCAAAUGCCUACGGCACAGACCUUACAAAAUGCAAGUUGAUCGAGGUAUCGGACCUAGUCAAGGUAAAGAAGCUCUUUACCGUCUUCGACGGUUCCUACCAAGGGUUCGCGAUUGGGGACUUUAGGCAGAUGUCGGGGCCAUCCGGUACUCUCCUGAGCAGAUACUCUCCGUCUGACUCAAAACUUAGGGUUGACAUCGGCGCUUUGCAUGGCAAGCUGGAGAGUAUGGGACCUGCGGUGAUUGGUCUCUUAUUGCCUGAUUGA